AGAGAAAGUAAAAAGUGAACGCGGAGAUUCUUGAACUUUCUGGAGAGUUCACAAGGGAAGUCACUAGUAAACACCUGCUUUGUUUAGCUUGAUUUGGCGUAGUUUCGAGAUCUGGAAGCUGAUCAACAAGCUUUCCUUUGCUGCGUUGACAGUUAUUCAAGGACACACACUCUUCAACUUUGUGAGAAUCGUGUAUGCACAUACUGGCCUAGGGCAUGGUGAGCUUUUUUCAUCCUGUCUUCUCAGAAGCUUUUCCAGCAUCUGCCAUGUUCAAUAACAACAAUUACCUUCCAAACUUAAAUCACUGCCCUAUCACGGACCAGUUGCAGAAUGCUAUAGGUACUCAUCCACAGCCUUCAGGAGAUCAACACACAAUGGGCUCAGGGAUGCAGGUGUACACAUCUGGUGCCAAUUUUCGUUUCCUGUCUCCUACUCAAGGUACAUCAGUGCCAACUUGGGCACCAGCAGUAACUUCUGUUGGUAUGAGUUCUGCUCCUGGAGUGGGGGUAAACUGGCAGCAUUCAGUACCAACACCCAUGCCUUGGGCCAAUCACGUUCCCCCACAUUUCAGUGCCCAAGCUUUGCAGAGUAUUUCAAGUCCACAGCAAUCUUCAGUGUCUUUUAUUCGCCCCUUCCUUGCUGAAAGUUCUGGAUCAGAGCAUAGCAGUGAAGUUUUUCCACACUCAAUGCCUGCCUUUUCCCAUCAUCGACUCCUAAAGCGCCGCUCACAGUCUCCCACUGGGGUUGAAGGGCCAACAUCAAAAAGACGCUUGAGUGAAAAGAUGGCAGCAUGGUUUAAAGGGCUACAGAUCACUAAUGGACAAGAGACACUUGGUUCAAACAAUGCAGAGCUAGGGCAAGACAGUUAUCAGGAUGGAUGGCAACGAUUUUGUGAAUUAGAAAAAAGACUUGAAGAUGAUCUUGAUGUAGUGGAGGAAGACAUAAAGAACAAAGAACCAAAUGAACCACGUCUAGUAUUUACUAAUGGCAUAAAAAAGAAUCUGACUCCAGAACCAAUUCUUCCAGAAGCAGUCAUCAACCAGAUAAACAAACCAUGCAUGGAACUCAUCUUGUGGCAGCCGCCAGAGGUGGUGUUAAAGAACGAAAAGAACGACUUGGUAACACGCGAUGAUAGUAACAACAGUGCUAAUAAGGAAGAGGAUGAAAUGACUGAAGUAUCGGACCAGACAGACAAAGCUUCAGGCAGCUUGCAGAUGGCCAACUGGUUUGACUCGGAACAUUCAAGUAACAAUCCAAGAGUGCAGAUUAACAGAACGGCGUUGACCUCAAAUAUGUUUGACUGCAUGGAUGAUGACAUGGACCUUUGAUAAGAGAAAUUGAAGAGAGCAUUGCAGAGCUUAUUUUCCAAAAACUGGUGAAGUCUAUGAUCUCCAUUCAUUGAUUACGAAUGGCUUGCAUGGAAGCAUGCUUGGUCCUGCUUCUGUUGUUUUGUGGAAAGUAAACGGGUGUUGUACGAACUAUGCGUCUGAACCAUUUAAGAAAGCUUUUAAGCAGCUUGUCACAAUGUGAGAAAAUGGAGCAAACUGUGCACAUGGUAGCAGCAUUCUGGACAACAAUCGUGCAAUCCUGUUCAUUCUGUAGGUAUUGAAGAUUUGUAAAACUAAAAGAAUCUCCUGGGAAGGAACAGCAUUUUUAUCUGGGCAUUCUGAUUCAGAUUUGGACUUCUGUAAAACAUGGUUUAAGAAAUGUGUCAGCAAACUAGUUUAAAAAAUUUGCACCCAGUGACCAUCUGCUGAUCAAGGUAUUUUGUUAUAAAAAAUGUUUUCAGACUUUUUCUUUAAGAAAUUUUCAUUUAAAAUAUUUAAAAGUGUACUAAAUGCAAAGUGUUUUAUUAUUUAAAGCAUGAUUUCACUUGGAUUCUUUCAUAAAAUUCAUUAACAGAAUAGCAUGGUUUAAGUAUUCUUGGAUUUUAAAAGUGAAAUGCUGGAAUAUGCCGUUUACAUAAUGCAUUUUAAAUGUGCUUAUGGAUCAUGCUUGAAAUGGCUUAUCAGGAGUCUCCUAUAUGAAAGAUGGGUAAUUUGCACCUUUUUUUUGUCUCUGAGUGCGAUUGAGACAAAAAAAAUUGCAGUACUGUGUGCCAAAUAUUGACAUCCUUGAAAUGCCCUUUGAAUUGAUUUACUGGAAUCCAACAACCUAUAGGCAGCAUUUUUCACAAGCUCUGGUACAAAAAUGUGCAAUGUUUGAAGUUUCUGUUCCUUCUCAUAAGCAUGCAGAGAUGACAUUCAAGACAGUUGUUGGAUCACAGAUUAAAGCAAUAACAAAAGUUU
This is a messenger RNA of Pomacea canaliculata, 2288 nucleotides long. RefSeq lists its product as uncharacterized. The record is from RefSeq and is a predicted model, not a curated record. Bases 216 to 1328 code for a protein of 370 amino acids. The transcript has 7 exons. NCBI's taxonomy places the organism in Eukaryota, Metazoa, Mollusca, Gastropoda, Architaenioglossa, Ampullariidae.